AGAAGUUUACUUUAAUCUGGGUCAAACAGUCUGCGUCAAACCAACAUGCCCACCAAGGACGUAUCUGGUGACCGCAUCUCCAAGUUCAAAAACAAAGGAAAAGAUCCAGCAAAACGUCGGGAGAAGAGGAUCACUGAGUGCGUGGAGCUGCGUAAAGCUCAGAAACACGACAGUUUCCUGAAGAGAAGAAACAUAACCCUGUCCUCUCUCCCUGAUGAGGAGGCGCUGUCACCUCAUAAAGACCUGGUGGGAUACAAGCUCGAGGACAUCGUUCUGGACGUUAACAGCGACAGCAUAGAGGCUCAGACCCGAGGCUGUCAGGCAGCCAGGAAGCUGCUGUCCAAAUGUCAUGAUCCUCCCAUGAAGGAGAUUAUCGAUGCUGGCCUGCUGGCCCGUUUCGUGUCCUUCCUGUCCCUGGAUGAUGAGCCGGCUCUGCAAUUUGAAGCAGCCUGGGCUCUGACCAACAUCGCCUCUGGAGCCUCUUGGUGCACCCAGCAGGUGGUGGAACACGGGGCUGUACCAGCUUUCAUCGACCUGCUGGCCUCUCCCAUGCUGCACAUCAGUGAACAGGCUGUCUGGGCUUUGGGAAAUAUUGCAGGUGAUGGUCCAGUUUACCGAGAUGUUCUUAUUGAAUGCAAUGUCAUCCCAGCACUGUUGGCUCACUUCUCUCCAGACACACCAGUUGGUUACCUGCGCAACCUGACCUGGACGUUGUCUAAUCUGUGCCGAAACAAGAACCCAUAUCCACCUUUGUCAGCAGUCCAACAGCUGCUUCCUCCUUUAAUCCAGUUGUUCCAUCUCUGUGACAAGGACAUCUUGUGUGACGCAUGCUGGGCUAUCUCUUACCUGACAGAUGGCAGCAACGAUCGCAUUGACAUCAUCGUAAAAACUGGCCUUCUCCCUCGACUGGUGGAGCUCAUGAGCCAUGAAGAGUUUCGUGUUGUGACCCCGGCGCUCCGUGCCAUUGGGAACAUAGUGAGUGGUUCAGACCUGCACACUCAGCUGACGAUUGAUGCAGGAGUUCUCAAUGUCUUGCCGAAGUUGCUGCGGCACAAAAAGGCCACCUUGCAGAAAGAAGCGAUGUGGACUCUGUCGAACAUCGCUGCAGGCCACUGUAAACAAAUCCAGCAGCUCAUCACCUGUGGCCUGCUUCCUCCUCUUGUGGAAGCGCUGAGGAAUGGAGACUUCAAGACUCAAAAGGAAGCCGUGUGGGCAGUGACAAACUUCACCUGUGGGGGCACUGCAGAGCAGGUGGUCCAGUUGGUGCAGAGUGGAGCCCUGGAAGCGAUAUUAGACCUGCUGCAGGUUAACGAUGCCAAAGUAAUUUUAAUCAUCCUCGAAGCCAUAAACAACAUAUUCACGGCUGCAGGGAAGCUUGGGGAAACAAAGAAACUGAGUCUGCUGAUUGAAGAGCUGGGUGGACUGGAGCGAAUGGAGCUGCUGCAGAGCCACGAGAAUGAUCUGGUGUACCAGGCUGCACAAAACCUGAUCGAGACGUUCUUCAGCAACGAUGACGCUGAUUAGGUUCCGGUCGACUCUCAACCAAAUGCAUUUCUGGUUGACGAUGGUCAGACUACCUUCAAAUUUUAAUGUUGUAUUUUUGAUAUAUUCAUGUUUAACAGGAAACUUGAUUAGUGUGAAUUUCACAGGCUGAAAAUAUCAGUUUUAAGCAGCACACAGUAAAUGUACAUUUUUAAAUGCAACUAAAUGAAAUAAAGAAUUAUUUGAUAUGCAAUUAA
This is a messenger RNA of Austrofundulus limnaeus, 1739 nucleotides long. RefSeq names its product karyopherin alpha 7 (importin alpha 8) (gene kpna7). The record is from RefSeq and is a predicted model, not a curated record. Gene Ontology annotation, biological process: protein import into nucleus. Gene Ontology annotation, molecular function: nuclear import signal receptor activity; protein binding. The transcript is spliced from 12 exons. Bases 46 to 1524 code for a protein of 492 amino acids. Gene Ontology annotation, cellular component: cytoplasm. NCBI's taxonomy places the organism in Eukaryota, Metazoa, Chordata, Actinopteri, Cyprinodontiformes, Rivulidae.